GGACAGACGAGCUCGGUAGUCCCGCCCCUGGUUAUGCUGGACGACCACGACCCAGCGGCCCGCAAGGAUUUGAAACCGUUUGGCUGUGGCGGCAGGGCGGCGGCGGCCGAGUGGACGGCUUGCUUGUGGGGGCUGCAGAACAGAUUAUGGAAAUGGAAAAUGAAGAAGAAAAAUGGGAGAAACUGGAUGCAGAAUUUGAUCACUUUGUGGUAGAUAUGAAGCCUUUUGUUCUAAAAUUACCCCACAGGUCAGAACGGCAGAGGUGUGCUCUUUGGAUCAGAAAGCUGUGUGAGCCCUCGGGAACAGGUGCAGGACUCCUGGGUAGGAAGAAUCGGAACCUGUAUGCAAAGCUGUUACUGCACAUGCUUAGGCGAGGAGUCCUGGAAGGCCCUUUUACACACCGUCCUGAGCCAGGAACGCUAAAAACAUUACCAUCAUAUAUGUCCAUCUAUUUUGAUGAACCAAAUCCAUCACGACCAAAGGGUUCAAGCCCAGAGAAGUUACCAGACUGGGUGGUGGGCGAGCUGGAGCCAGGCGAACACAGACUGAGUGAGUCAUGGCAGUUUUCUUCUGGAGAAGACAGCACGGUGGUGCUGUCGGCAAGUGGUGUCCACAGUAGCGAGGAGUACAUUGGAAAGCUCCAAAUGAGGUCCCAUUCCAUGAGUCCAACUUACAGAGAAGAUAGACAACACAUUACUUCAAAGAUCUGUGAAGUUCAUUCAAAAAAAUCUCCUGUUUCUUUGGAUGACAGUGACAUUGAAGCUCGCCUGAAUAGUUGGAAUCUUGGGAUAGAAAAUCCUCGGUACCUGAGACAGAAGCCUCUCCCAGUUUCUCUGAUAACUCCAAAGGUCAGCCUGAGAAAGUCUAGCAGUCUUCAUGAUGAGCAUUUUCUCUCUCGAAUGCAUGAGAAAGAGUUGGACAUGAAAACAAAAAUGAUGGAAGCAAAGUUUUAUGAAGAAAAACUUAAGCUGCAACAGAAACAUGAUGCUGAUGUGCAGAAGAUUUUAGAAAGAAAGAAUAAUGAACUAGAAGAUUUGAAAAUCUUAUACAAAAAGAAACAAGCUGAAACUGAGGAAACGAUAAGAAAGCUUGAGAAGAAAGUUCAGAUCCUUAUACGUGAUUGUCAGGUUAUCAGAGAAACUAAAGAAAACCAGAUAACAGAACUGAAGAAGAUGUGUGAGCAAAGCACAGAGUCUCUGAAUAACGAUUGGGAAAAAAAGCUUCACAAUGCUGUAGCAGAAAUGGAAAAGGAAAAAUUUGAGCUUCAGAAGCGACAUACUGAGACUAUUCAGGAAUUGCUGGAGGAUACAAAUGUGCGGCUGAAUAAAAUGGAGGGUGACUACAUGGUGCAGACACAGUCCACGAACCACAUGAUCAAAGAACUGGAGGGCCGUGUCCAGCAGCUGACGGGGGAGGCAGAGAACAGCAAUUUACAAAGGCAGAAACUGGUUCAAGAAAAAAUGGAGCUUGAGCGAUGCUACCAGAUAACAUGUAGUGAACUCCAGGAGCUAAAGACAAGGCGUAACAUACUACAUAAAGAGAAAGAACAUCUGGCAAAUGAUUAUGAGCAAAAUGUGAAAUUAUUAAAAACCAAAUAUGAUUCCGACAUAAACCUUCUAAAACAAGAGCACGCGCUUUCAGCUUCUAAGACAUCUGGUGUAAUUGAAGAGUUAGAACAGAACAUCUGUCAGUUAAAACAGCAGGUCCAGGAGUCAGAGCAUCAGAGGAAACAGCAAGCAAAGGAUCAAGAAAAUAAGUUUCACAUGGAGAGGAAUCAUUUAAAACAUACCUAUGAGAAAAAGGUCCAUGAGUUGCAGAGUGAACUUGAUAAAGAGAAAGAAGAUGCUCAGAGGAAGAUCACUAAAUUUGAGGAAGCUUUGAAGGAGAAGGAGGAACAGCUCUGCCGUGUGACUGAGGUUCAGAGGUUGCAGGCCCAGCAGGCAGAUGCUGCCCUGGAGGAGUUUAAGCGGCAGGUAGAAGUGAACUCUGAGAAGGUCUAUGCGGAGAUGAAAGAGCAGAUGGAAAAGGUGGAAGCAGACCUAACUAGAUCCAAGUCUCUCCGCGAGAAGCAGUCCAAGGAGUUUCUGUGGCAGCUAGAAGACGUCAAGCAGAGAUAUGAGCAGCAGAUAGUAGAGCUGAAGCUGGAGCAUGAACAGGAGAAGACGCACCUAUUACAGCAGCAUAACGCAGAGAAGGAUAGCCUAGUCCGAGACCAUGAACGGGAAAUCGAAAACCUGGAGAAACAGCUUCGCGCUGCCAAUAUGGAGCACGAAAAUCAAAUUCAAGAGUCCAAGAAACGAGAUGCACAGAUUAUUGCUGACAUGGAGGCCCAGGUCCAUAAGUUGAGGGAAGAGCUGAUUAACGUGAACUCUCAGCGGAAACAGCAGCUCGUAGAACUUGGUCUUCUUCGAGAAGAAGAAAAGCAAAGGGCUGCAAGGGACCAUGAGACUGCUGUCAACAAACUGAAGGCUGAAUCAGAGAGGGUGAGAAUGGAGCUGAAAAAGACGCAUGCCGCAGAGACUGAGAUGACCCUGGAGAAGGCCAACAGCAGGCUGAAGCAGAUCGAGAAGGAAUACACUCAGAAGCUUUCCAAAUCUUCCCAGAUCAUAGCAGAACUUCAGACAACCAUUUCCUCUCUGAAAGAGGAGAGCAGUCGGCAGCAGCUCGCUGCAGAAAGGCGGCUCCAGGAUGUUGUACAAAAGUUUGAAGAUGAGAAGCAGCAGCUGAUUAGAGAUAAUGACCAAGCAAUCAAGGCUUUACAAGAGGAACUGGAAACCCGCUCUAAUCAGGUGCGGAGUGCAGAGAAGAAGCUGCAGCACAAAGAGCUGGAGGCACAGGAACAGAUAACAUACAUACGACAAGAAUAUGAAACCAAAUUCAAAGGGUUAAUGCCUGCAUCUCUGAGACAAGAACUUGAGGACACCAUUUCCUCCCUGAAGUCACAGGUCAACUUUCUGCAAAAGAGAGCAUCCAUCCUUCAAGAAGAGCUGACCACCUACCAAGGCAGAAGGUAACUGCAUGGGAGAGCAUGGCAGGUGAGAUUGUCUGAGCUGCACCAUGGACUUCGUCCAGCAGGUUUGAAGAUUUGGAUAUUGUGAACUGUGAGAUCAAUGACUUUUUUUAAUGCUUAAGUGUAAUUGAGAUCAUAAAAACAUGCAUCAUCCAUA
This is a messenger RNA of Myodes glareolus (Bank vole), 3167 nucleotides long. It is a transcript of the gene Cep112, whose product is annotated as centrosomal protein 112. The record is from RefSeq and is a predicted model, not a curated record. NCBI's taxonomy places the organism in Eukaryota, Metazoa, Chordata, Mammalia, Rodentia, Cricetidae.